This is a messenger RNA of Saccharomyces kudriavzevii IFO 1802, 1236 nucleotides long. It is a transcript of the gene LAG1, whose product is annotated as sphingosine N-acyltransferase LAG1. Gene Ontology annotation, biological process: ceramide biosynthetic process. The transcript has a single exon. Bases 1 to 1236 code for a protein of 411 amino acids. Lineage: Eukaryota; Fungi; Ascomycota; Saccharomycetes; Saccharomycetales; Saccharomycetaceae. Gene Ontology annotation, cellular component: membrane. The record is from RefSeq and is a predicted model, not a curated record. Gene Ontology annotation, molecular function: sphingosine N-acyltransferase activity.
AUGGCAUCUGCUACAGACAAGUCUGUCGAUAGAUUAGUGGUUAAUGCAAGAACGAGAAGACGGAACUCCUCUGUGGGAAAAAUUGACUUAGGUGAUACAGUGCCCGGGUUCGCGGCCAUGCCUGAAAGUGCAGCAUCCAAGAAUGAGGCCAAAAAGAGGAUGCAGGCGUUAACUGGCGAUUCCAAGAAAGAUAGUGACCUACUAUGGAAGGUUUGGUUUUCAUAUAGGGAAAUCAACUAUCGUCAUAGUUGGUUAACACCAUUAUUCAUACUUGUGUCAGUGUAUAGUGCAUAUUUCUCAUCUGGGAAUAGAACGGAAUCCAAUCCUCUGCAUAUGUUCGUAGCUAUAUCGUAUCAGGUCGAAGGUACUGACUCAUAUGGGAAAGGCAUUAAAGAUUUAAGUUUCGUGUUUUUCUACAUGAUCUUCUUCACAUUUCUACGUGAAUUUCUGAUGGACGUUGUAAUCCGACCAUUCAUAAUCUACUUAAAUGUUACCUCUGAACAUCGCCAAAAGCGUAUGUUAGAACAAAUGUACGCCAUAUUCUAUUGUGGCAUGUCAGGUCCAUUCGGCCUUUAUAUUAUGUACCAUAGUGAUUUAUGGCUGUUCAAGACCAAACCCAUGUACAGGACGUUCCCUGAUAUAACCAAUCCAUUCUUGUUCAAGAUAUUCUACUUAGGCCAAGCAGCAUUUUGGGCACAACAAGCUUGUGUUCUUGUUUUGCAAUUGGAGAAACCAAGAAAGGAUUAUAAGGAGCUGGUUUUCCAUCAUAUUGUGACAUUGCUACUGAUUUGGUCAUCAUAUGUCUUCCAUUUUACAAAAAUGGGGCUAGCGAUUUAUAUUACCAUGGAUAUGUCUGAUUUUUUUCUUUCCUUAUCCAAGACUUUGAACUACCUCAAUUCUGUACUUACACCUUUUGUUUUCGGCUUGUUCGUGUUUUUUUGGAUUUAUCUACGUCAUAUUGUGAAUAUUAGAAUAUUGUGGUCUGUCUUGACGGAGUUUCGCCAUGAAGGAAACUACGUGCUGAACUUUGCCACACAACAAUACAAAUGUUGGAUCUCUUUACCAAUUGUAUUUGUGCUAAUUGCAGCUCUACAAUUAGUGAAUUUGUAUUGGUUGUUUCUUAUUCUUAGAAUCUUGUAUAGAUUGGUAUGGCAAGGUAUUCAAAAAGAUGAAAGAAGUGAAAGUGAUUACGGUGAAAGCGCUGAAGAGGAAGAAUCUAAGGAAAAACGGGAAUAA